AUGAUUCUGUUUCUAUUCAGGAUUCUAAUAUUUACGAAGUCAGUAGUUCUAGCAUUCAAGAGGUUUACAAUUCUAGUGUUUAUAAAGUUUAUGACUCUAGUAUGUAUAAAGAGAUAAUUGUUAGUGACAAGUUAUAUCUAUUAAAAGAGUUUGGAAAGUUUUAA
This is a messenger RNA of Racocetra fulgida, 164 nucleotides long. The record is from the annotation of a GenBank genome assembly. NCBI's taxonomy places the organism in Eukaryota, Fungi, Glomeromycota, Glomeromycetes, Diversisporales, Gigasporaceae.